Molecule: messenger RNA, 5742 nt
Organism: Corapipo altera (White-ruffed manakin)
Lineage: Eukaryota; Metazoa; Chordata; Aves; Passeriformes; Pipridae
Gene: ZNF830
Product: zinc finger protein 830
Exons: 10
Coding region: 19-1098 (359 amino acids)
Biological process (GO): mitotic DNA replication checkpoint signaling; mitotic DNA damage checkpoint signaling; nuclear DNA replication
Cellular component (GO): spliceosomal complex; nucleus
Molecular function (GO): nucleic acid binding; zinc ion binding
Source: RefSeq, a predicted model, not a curated record
CGCGCCGGGCGAAGGAAGAUGGCGGCGGCCGGGGCUGGCGCGGGGCGGAAGCAGGUGCGGCAGGAGGAGCUGCGGCGCCUCAUGCGGGAGAAGCAGCGCCAGAACGCGGGGAAGAAGCGGAUCGACUCGCCCUUCGCCAAGUACAACAGCCUGGGGCACCUGAGCUGCUCCCUGUGCAACGCGCCCGUGAAGAGCGAGCUGCUGUGGCAGACCCACGUCCUGGGCAAGCAGCACCGGGAGAGAGUUGCAGAAUUAAAAGGUACAAAGCAGACUGCGACUGGUUCAGCUGCUGGCACAUCGUCUCAUCCUGUCAAGAGAAAAACUGUUGACACGGAAAAUACAGAGCUAAAAAGAGUAAAAGGUACAGAUGAAAAGCCACAUACGUCUACAGCUGGGCUGCCAUCAGAUUUUUUUGAUGAAGCGGAGCAAGACAGUGCAAAUGUACAGCUUUCCAAGGGUCCAGGUCCCAGUUUACUGUCAGGAAAUUAUGAUGAUGACGAUGAUGAUGAAGAGGAGGAACAAGACCAAUCAAGCAAAUCUUCCAUUAUGCAUAAAACUGAAAUCCCAACUCAAGAAGCAAUAGCUAAUUCUCUGCCUGCAGACUUCUUUGACAGCAAAACUCCUGCUGCUCCUGUAGUUUCCCAUUCAGGAUCCAUACAGAAAGCAGAGGUACAAGAGAAGAUAGUGGAAAGGAAAGAAAACACUGCUGAAGCUUUGCCAGAAGGUUUCUUUGAUGAUCCUGAAGUGGACGCAAAAGUGAGAAAAGUUGAUGCUCCAAAGGAUCAGAUGGACAAAGAAUGGGAUGAAUUUCAAAAGGCAAUGCGACAGGUCAACACAAUUUCAGAAGCAAUAGUGGCAGAAGAUGAUGAGGAGGGACGACUAGAUCGCCAGAUUGGAGAAAUUGAUGAGCAGAUUGAAUGUUAUCGCCGUGUCGAGCUUUUGCGUAACCGCCAAGAUGAGAUGAAGGAGAAGCUAAAGGAAGCCAUGAGAUUAAGAGCAACACAAGAGAAAGAGGAUGAGGAUAUUGGUAGUGAAGAUGAAGAAGAACUGCAGGAUUUGCUGUCUCAAGACUGGAGGGUGAAAGGGGCAUUGUUGUAGCAUUUCUGCAACAUGGUUGAUACUCUUUUUAUCUGUAAUGUUACUUCCAUUAUUAGAAGUGAGACACUUUUGUUAAUUAUUUAUUUAAAGAGGAUUGUGAGAUGGUAAAGAGCCAAGUGUUUUAAGAAAAAAAAUCUUUGUAGAUCUUAGUGGUGUAUUACUUGUAAAAACUGUACAUUGCAAAUGUUUUACAAUAUUGAAUGCACCUUUCCUAUUAAAAUUAUUGGUUUCUUACCAGAAGUAUUUUAGUGGGAUUAAUAAGUCUAUAAAGAAUCUCUGAGGUUUUGGAAGCAUUACCUAUAUUUGGUAAAUUUUGAGACUUGGCUUAUUGUGUAUAGAAGUAAAGGAUUUGAAUAGUCUGUGGAGUUUUUCCAGACUGGGGGGUUAAGGAAAGGAAAAUAUUAUACAUUUAUGUUUUCUUAAAAUUUUUAAGUGCUCUUCUGUCCAUUGCCCCAGCUUCCAAUAAAAUAUGUACAUUUUUUUUCAGGAUCUGUUACAGUUUCUCUGUGUAUAUAAGGACUAGCUCAGAAAUGUUGAGCUACAGCUUCUCCACAGUGUAUACUCUGUGAUGUGCCAUAGGCAGUGCUGAAUAUUUUUCUUUAUAGUACCCUGUUUUGCUUAGUGCAGCCAUCAUGUAGCAUACCUCACAUUUUUGAACCAGAGGGAUAAGAAUACAGUAGUUACAUAUCUGCAUAACUAAAUGAAAGGGUGACAAAAUGCCAGAGAGGAAGGUACUGCACUGGACACUGAGAAGGUAAAAGAAUUUCUCUAGCUGUAAAUACUGGAAAUUUUCUUCAAAUAUUAUCUUAGGCACAGAGAACAUCUAAAAUUAAUUUCUGUUCUGAUAAACACAGAUUAAGUAAAAUGAAGAACCAACAAACUUGACGAGACUGGGACAUGAAAAGCAGACCUACCUUAAGCAUUGGUAAGUGUCUCUUUUUUACCUUUUUAAUGAAGCAAAUCUUAAAACAUUUCAAAUUUGUUGAGCACUUGGAAAAAAUAGGAGAUGUGUGGCUUGAUUUAUGUCAAAAAGUAAAGUUGUGAAGGAGCAGUUUAACAUUUUCCUUUAAGAUUCUGCUUUCAAAGCUAGAUUUUAAAGGGAGAAAACAAGCUUUACUCUUAUGAGGGCAUUCUCAUUACUUGUCUCAGAGAUGUUUAUGAACCAAGCAAUAGAGAUUAAAACUAAAGUUAGAUACUUGAUUUGCCUGUUUUGGAGGAAUGAUUUGAUAUGGUGGGAGCCCUUUCUGUAUAGUGAUAGAGAUGCUUUUUUAUCACUCCCGAUUUCCAUGAUGCUUGGGUUCAGCUCUUUAUAUUUAUAAAGCUGUUAAAAUUCAAGCAAUGGUCCUUAGCAGUUUAUUGCAUCCAUUUAUUCCUGCUCACAUGUGCUGGAUUACAGCCACUGGGUCUUGGUUGAUUUAAUAACCCUAAAUGUAAGUAGCUGUUGCUGCUAAAAUGUUUGAUGAAACACUGCAGUCUUACAUGAAUUAGUACUGUCAUUAAAGUAGCAAUAUUCAGAGAGUACUGAAAUACAGAAUAAGCAUUCAGAGAAUAUCAAAAUAAAUAAGAAUGUUUGGACAAGUUGGAGAAAACUUAGUUGGACCAAAACUGAAAUACAAUUUCCUUUUAUAGUGUGAAACACUUGAUGUCUAAGGUGCCUGGCACGCUGCAGUGAAAGAUCUCUAGAUCCAUUUAUCACUGUAAAGAGAACUCUGAGCUGAGAGAGUGCUACAGUCUUAAAAGAUGGACAGUCUUUUUCAAAACAAAAUGAAAGACAGACCCCCACUUUCCCUCUGACAAGAGCUCAGUUUCUAACUGUUCUAUUUAUAUUUGAUUUUCACUGACCCCACUCACAAAAGCAUCCUAGCUUGUUCACACUGAACUUUAGAACCACUCUGCCUUUGGCUUAACAUCAGAGAAACAGGAUGUGAUUAAUGUCAGGUUACACUGAGCAUCAUGGACAUACAUGUUUUGACAGUAUAAAAAUGUUAAUCUCUGAGUUUAUAACUGACAUCUCUUUUUUUGUACAUUUUUCUGUAAUUUUACUUUCAUCUUGUACAUGAACCUGCAAAUCAUGGUUUCAGCUGCAGAUGAACAGGAAAUGAACUGAGCAUUAAAACAGUUCAGCUGUUUUAGUUCAGUUGCCCUCAUCUUUAGGGGUAUCUUGUGGUAACAAGCUAAAGGCAAGGAGUUUAGUUACAGAGCAUGGAGCUUGUACACUGAAAUCCAAACCAGUGCAGCCCAUUGUUAUUAUCAGGAAGAGAUGGCAGGAAUAAACACCAGAUCACUCAUCAUUCUAUUCAUUAUCCUUGCACAACUUGUUGAAGGAGUAAAGACGAUGGACUGGCCAGUGCGUGUACAGAUUGCUGGGGAAGUGACAGCAUUGGUCCCUCUUGGCUGCUUCUUGUUUAGGGGUUGAUGCUCUUUUCCUUGGAGGAAUCUCAGAGAUCUACAAAUAAUGUUGUAUCCAAGUUUUACCCAUCUUACUGCUACGUACUGUACAUUUCUUCAGCAUGCGGAACAAAGCUUUUAGAGAGCUUUGUGAAGAUGGUGGGAGUAGUGACUUUGCCCUUUGUGACCACUGCUGUACAUGUGCUGUUAUGUCAAGAAGGCAAGAAAUCAUCCAGCUUUUUAGCAACGGAAGUAGCAUGGCUAUAAGGGAGAAGAGGGAUAUAUCCUAACCUUACUGAGUAGUCAAGCUAAUUUAUCAAGGUAAGUAAUCUCCUGUGUCUUAGAAAAACAUAGGCAUAAUUAGUUUAUAAUCUAAAUAUAUCUUCAGCUUUAGAAAACAAUUUUAUGUACUUCUGAUGAGCUACUGAGCUAGAUUGAUUAUUAGUCAGAGAAAAUAAUUGUUUUAAAAACGUGUACUUCCUUAAUUUCUCUCAUUUCUUAACUUUCUUGAAUUCUAUUUUUAAACAAUAAAGAUUAAAGUAGUCCUAAUAACCAGCUUUGUCCAUAGCCACUAUUAAAAAUGAAAUUUUAAUUGGAAUUGAGAAGACUAUUUUAAUUCUCUGAUCUCCAGGACUUCCAGAAAACUGAAGAAUCAGAAUUAAGGGGGGAAGGCGCUUAACAUUUGUAAUCCUCGUUGAUUGAUAAUAAUAAUAAUGGAGAGUGUUGUCCAAACUUAAGAACUGUGGAAUUUCAUGCCACCAAAAAGUAGUUGAGGUUCCCCAGCUCAGUGGUUGUGAAACUGGUUAAGUGCCUUGCAGGGCCAGGAUGUAUGUGCCUGUAGGUGCAUGAAUGUUUGAAAUGGAGUUCCAAGUAGCAGCUCUGCAGGUGCAGCUACCACAGCUACAGCUGCCAGCUGUUCAUGGUCAGCUCUUCUCUGGCAGGUGAGUGCAGUCAGUCACAAAUGGUAAUCGGUGUGCUACCUUCUCUCCUGCCCUGGAAGAAAUAAGCUGCUGCUGCUGUCAUGACUUAAAAGCAGAUGUGGAAAAAGGUCUGUAUUUGAAAAACAGAUUGUGGAAAAAGGCCAGAAGCAACCGUGCAAAAACAACCAAACCCAAAUAACAACAAGGCAAACAACGUUCUCAUUUGCUAACAUGAUUGUUAUUCCUCUACCACAGAAUUUAAUUUUAAAAUUUGCUUCAGAAUUGCAGAUACUGAUUAAAAAGAACACUAACAUUAGCUUUUGCCAGGCCACCUGCCAAUAAUUUCAAUUUGAGGAGAGACAGAUUUUGCUUAUUUCAUACCACUAUAAUUAGAUUCUCUGCAUUUUAUCAUCUUUAAAACACGGAGCUAGAAAUAGCUCUAAUGAGAAGUCAUAUUCAAAUAUUUUCAAAUAUUUCAAUAUUUUCCAAAUUUUUUUCUUAUAAUUCAGAAAACUUGCACUAGAAAAUCAGACAUUCAGCCUGUAGGAAUCAUGUUGUUGCCAUUAGAAACCUUAAUGUGAGUAUAUAAUAUUAAAGAAAUUCCCUUUUGUUAGGUAGCAUCAAAUGAAUUUGACACUUCUCUUUCAUUUCAGUUACUAUCUUAAGAUACAAGCCAGUCUGUAGAGUGGCAGGACAUGCAUCCAGGACACAGGACAGAUGCAGACACUGCUUUAAUCAACAUUCCUGCAUUCCUUCAUAGAACCAGUGAAUUGGAUCAAGUACACUGCAGUGCCAGGAAGGGUGGUGUGUACUUGUAUCCCUAGAAAGUAUUGGUCGGGCCAAGAAUUGGAAAUUUCAGGUGUGAAGCAGUUUUUCAGUAUCUGCUUUUAACUGAUCUUCUGUUCAUCACUUCAGUUACAACUAUCCUGGCCUGAUAGCUGAGAAAAGAAAUGCGAGCAUUUCCUUUGUGCAGACAUCUAAACCAGGUCUUCCAAAAAUACAGUGGAGGAACAAAUGCCUUGCACAAUUGGUGGCUACAGCAGUUACGGAGGAUUCAAGAGAUCUCUGUUCAAAUCCCUCCUUUCAGUACUGUCCUUUGAACAGCCACUUUGUGUGACCUAGUUGAGCAGUCUAACAAUUCCAGUCUUUUCCACAGUAGAAGCUGUGCCCCUGUAAAAUGACUGAAUUAGUGAGUGUAUGUGACUUUCUUGUUAGAUAAUCAUGGCACUCAGCCAAGAAGGGGAAGGUCCUGUUCCAAGUACAUAAAUAGUGCUGAAAUACGUUCAGCUGAUAUUGAGGCUGUGGAAUAAACUGGAUUUGGAUCUUUCCCAUCUGA